GGUAACUUCUCUCGUGCGUUCAACCGCGAAAGGAAUACCGGUUUUUCGUUCAGGAAUAGAAUAUAGUAGUAUAGUAUUUACGUAUGGGAGUAAGAGAAGGUGACCAUCGCAGUCAGGACUCUGUUAGAACUUCGUGAACUUCCUCCAGUUCUUCCUUCGCUACUGCUACUUCUUCUUUUUCUUCUUCUUCUUCUUCUUCUUUUUAGUUUUUGCUGUUUCUCUUCUUUUUCUUUUACUUUAUCAUUUUUUUAGUUCAAACUAUACUUCGCGUGUAAUACAUUUUUGAAAACGAUUAGUGCCAAGAACGUUCUGAUUAAUUCUAUGUGUUGUUAAGUUGCACAUAAAUAAGUAAAAAACAAACUGUGCACCACCAUCAUCAUGUUGUUUGUCUUCUACACCGUCGUAUUUGCUUUUCAUAUUUAUCUACUUCUCAAAGUUGUACUUUCUGCACCUGUGAAUUACGAUCAACGACAAACUGGCGAGUUAAACGUGCGAAUUGACUUGAAGGAUCUGAAAGUACUAGCUUUUCUUGAUUCUAAGAUACUCGAAGAUUACACGGACUAUGAUUACUUUUACGAUUUCGCUGAUUUCACAUCAAGACCAAUUUCAAAGCCCACAUCGGUCUCUACGGUUGAAUCUUUGAAUACCGAAUCCACUAAUGCACCUGCAUUUUCUUCAACCAUUAAAACUGAUUCUACUGGAAUUUCUUCUACAAAUGAUUCCAUAAUAACUACUUCAAAAAAUGGACAAUCAAUUGAAGAUGCAACUGCAUCUACGAUCGAAGAAGACAGAGUGAUAUCUUCGUCUAAUAAAGAAGGUCUCCUUGAAACAUCAAGGUUACCAUUAAGAAAGAGAGCUCAUUUAAAAAUCCGAUCGAAUAAUCGUCCCAAAUUUGUAUCUUCCAAAUAA
Molecule: messenger RNA, 909 nt
Organism: Polistes dominula (European paper wasp)
Lineage: Eukaryota; Metazoa; Arthropoda; Insecta; Hymenoptera; Vespidae
Source: RefSeq, a predicted model, not a curated record